GUAGUUCGAGAUAGAGUUCGGACAAAAAUGGAACGUGACAUCCUAGUAGAAGUUAACCAUCCAUUCAUUGUCAAGUUACAUUAUGCUUUUCAAACAGAAGGGAAGCUAUAUCUUAUUUUGGAUUUUCUCAGGGGAGGAGACUUGUUUACACGUUUAUCCAAAGAGGUGAUGUUCACAGAAGACGAUGUUAAAUUUUACCUGGCAGAAUUAGCCCUUGCUUUAGACCAUCUACAUAGUCUUGGAAUAAUAUACCGGGACCUAAAACCAGAGAACAUCCUGCUUGAUGAGGAAGGACAUAUCAAAUUGACAGAUUUUGGCUUAAGUAAGGAGUCAAUUGAUCACGAAAAAAAAGCCUACUCUUUCUGUGGAACAGUGGAAUACAUGGCACCAGAAGUGGUUAAUAGACGAGGCCAUACACAAAGUGCAGACUGGUGGUCUUUUGGUGUUUUAAUGUUUGAAAUGCUCACUGGUACUCUACCUUUCCAAGGGAAAGACAGAAAAGAAACCAUGACUAUGAUUCUCAAGGCCAAGCUUGGAAUGCCUCAAUUCUUGAGUCCUGAAGCACAGAGUCUUCUGCGAAUGCUCUUCAAAAGAAACCCAGCAAACAGAUUAGGAGCAGGUCCAGAUGGAGUUGAAGAAAUUAAGAGGCAUGCAUUUUUUUCUAAAAUAGAUUGGAAUAAAUUGUACAGGAGAGAAAUUCAUCCCCCUUUUAAACCUGCAACUGGCAGACCUGAAGAUACGUUUUAUUUUGACCCUGAGUUUACAGCAAAAACUCCAAAAGAUUCACCUGGUAUCCCACCUAGUGCUAAUGCACAUCAGCUUUUUCGAGGAUUUAGUUUUGUAGCUAUUGCAUCAGAUGAUGAGAGCCAAGCAAUGCAGACAGUUGGAGUGCAUUCAAUUGUCCAGCAGUUGCACAGGAACAGCAUUCAGUUUACUGAUGGAUAUGAAGUAAAGGAAGAUAUCGGAGUUGGGUCUUACUCUAUCUGCAAGAGAUGUAUUCAUAAAGUUUCAAACAUGGAAUAUGCUGUAAAGAUCAUUGACAAGAGUAAAAGAGAUCCAACAGAGGAGAUUGAAAUCUUACUGCGCUAUGGACAGCAUCCAAAUAUUAUUACCCUGAAAGAUGUGUAUGAUGAUGGAAAAUAUGUAUAUGUAGUAACAGAACUUAUGAAAGGAGGAGAACUACUGGAUAAAAUUCUUAGGCAAAAAUUUUUCUCGGAAAGAGAAGCUAGUGCUGUUCUGUUCACAAUAACAAAAACGGUUGAAUAUCUCCAUGCUCAAGGGGUAAGUUUUCAUCUCAGACAAAAUGCUUAUGCAUGUUAAUAUUCUUCUCUUUCAGAAACA
Tauraco erythrolophus (red-crested turaco) is the source of this 1341-nucleotide messenger RNA. The record is from RefSeq and is a predicted model, not a curated record. NCBI's taxonomy places the organism in Eukaryota, Metazoa, Chordata, Aves, Musophagiformes, Musophagidae.